GUUUGGCGGCUGCUGUUCGCUCCCCGUCAGCUCGACUGUCAAAUUUGCAAAAGCAACAACACUGAUUCAGUCGAAAUUAUCUAAGAACGAGGAGUGAUGAUAUUUUGCAAAACAGGCUGAUUUUUUGGCAAUCUCAGCUGAUUUAGGCUACAACGGUUAUCAAGAGCGACAGAAGCCAUACACGUCACAGCAACACGCAGGGUUCAUCGAACGUGUGCGGAUCGAAUCAAAACGAACUGCUGAAGUGAAAUAAGAUUGGGAUAGCGCAUUGAUAUACGCAGUGGUUUGAGAAAGUUGGCAAAUCAUUCUCCAACCACUGUUCAAAAUGAUCCGCCGCCUUUUUAGCACCCUCAUCACCGACUACCCUCCCGUGGGUGAGUUCCUUCCUGUGGCCUCCUCCAAUCCACCGCAGUCGGCACAUAAUGGGUCUGCCAACAGUAGUGGUUCAUCCUUUCGUUCGCCACACCUGGAAUCGCUCAACUGGCUGCACACUAUUUCACCCUGCUUCCCCGUAUCGGGCGAUCGUAUCGAAGUCAUCUACGAACCGUCCGCCUUCUACAACACCCUGGUGUCGAAAUGUGCCGUAGCCAAGCGGCGAAUUAUGCUGGCCAGCUUAUAUCUCGGAAUCGGUGGCAAGGAGGCCCAACUGGUAACCGCUAUCCACGACAAUAUGAAGCAGAACUUGCAGCUGAAGGUGGAUGUUCUGCUGGAUUUCACUCGGGGAACGCGAGGGGAGAAGAAUUCGCAAACCACUCUGAUGCCACUGCUGCGCGAGAGCGACAAUUUUCGGCUUUCGCUGUACCACACUCCGGUACUACGGGGUCUUACCAAAAAACUUGCGCCACCUCGAUGGAACGAACUACUCGGAAUACAGCAUAUGAAGUUGUACCUGGUUGAUGACACGGUGAUCAUCAGUGGAGCAAACCUUUCCAACGACUACUUCACAAACCGACAAGAUCGGUACGUCAUGAUUGAAGAUCGCAAACUGGCGGAUUUCUACGCAGAUUUCCUCAAUAAGGUGCAGGAGUUCAAGAAUGUAAACCGAAAUGGUGAGGCGUGUCUACAUGACGGUUGGGACAUGCUACCGUACAAAAGCGCCCAGGCGGAUUUUGCAGGAGAGGCUCGUGAGCGGAUACGGAAUUAUUUCAAAUCAGUGAUGGACCGACAAAGGACCGUCUGCGAAGAAGACACAGUUUCCGACACGUGGAUAUUUCCGCUAAUUGAGAUGGGACAGCUCGGAAUUCAUCACGACAGUUUGGCUACCAAGAGUCUUCUUUCGGGCUGUUUGAAGGAUUCGAAACUCAAACUUGCAACCGGAUAUUUUAACCUUACAGAAACCUACAUGGAUACGCUCACCAAAGACUGCCAAGCGGAAUGCAGUAUUCUGAUGGCUCACCCGAAUGCAAAUGGUUUCUUGGGCGCCAAAGGUCCAGCUGGAGGCAUUCCAGCGGCGUACUCACUCAUAGCGCGUAAGUUCUACGAAAAGCUUCAACAAUCCGGCCAGGACCAUCGGGUGUCGCUGUUUGAAUAUGAACGAACCGGUUGGACGUACCACGCCAAGGGCCUCUGGUAUUACCUGCCCGGAUCAACGCUACCGAACGUCACCCUCAUCGGGUCGUCCAAUUUCGGCGAACGAUCGGUUAAUCGUGAUCUGGAGGCGCAAAUCUGCGUCGUCACUACGAACGGUGGGCUACAGCGAAAGCUGCAGUCCGAGUUCGAAAAUAUCCUGCAACAUUCUACGACGGCGGAAGCGGAACUGACGGCAAGGCCGGUGCCGAGGUGGGUCCGGGCCGUGGUCGGACUGUUUAGGAACUUUUUCUAAGUCACCCUCGCGUAGAGUCGAAAUCGAUGAUGCCAUGUCUUCUGCUCUGUCCCCAAGGGAGUAUGUGCGACUGUUGGAGCGGAUUUUUCUGAUUAUUAGCCGUGAAACAAUCGAAUCACCAAAUCUAUUUAGCUAGUUAAGAGCCAAUUCGUUGACUUGUUAAUUUAUUUUAACUUGCGACCUGUAGGUAAACAAAUUGUAAAUUUGAACGCUUACUCAACUUUUAUGAAGAGAUAAAGAGCCCUAUGAUAAUAAAAUACUUAUGCAACAAUGUUGGAUUACUGAAUA
Armigeres subalbatus is the source of this 2110-nucleotide messenger RNA. Its product is annotated as CDP-diacylglycerol--glycerol-3-phosphate 3-phosphatidyltransferase, mitochondrial-like. Gene Ontology annotation, cellular component: mitochondrion. The record is from RefSeq and is a predicted model, not a curated record. NCBI's taxonomy places the organism in Eukaryota, Metazoa, Arthropoda, Insecta, Diptera, Culicidae. Gene Ontology annotation, biological process: cardiolipin biosynthetic process. Gene Ontology annotation, molecular function: CDP-diacylglycerol-glycerol-3-phosphate 3-phosphatidyltransferase activity.